Diabrotica balteata is the source of this 1458-nucleotide messenger RNA. Lineage: Eukaryota; Metazoa; Arthropoda; Insecta; Coleoptera; Chrysomelidae. The record is from the annotation of a GenBank genome assembly.
AAAAAUUAUUUUUUGCAGAAUAAAAUGGCAGAUAGUGGACAGGCUAAAACCCUUCCCCAAUACAUUGCGGCUUUGUCCGUAUGUCUGGGAGCUGUAGCAGCUGGCGCUGUAUUGGGCUGGACAUCAAAUGUUUCGAAGCAAUUACAGGAGGGUGGCUUAAACGACCUUCUCAUAGAUGAAGACCAACUAGGAUGGAUUGGUUCCUUCGUGACAUUAGGGGCGUUGGUAAUGUGCUUUCCAAUCGGCUACAUUUGCGAUUUAAUCGGAAGAAAAUGGGGAUGUCUUCUAACACUUAUACCUUUUACAGUUGGCUGGCUUUUAGUGAUUUUUUCUUCUAGCGUCAGUGUAAUUUACGUCGGAAGAUUUUUGACAGGUUUAGCAGGUGGAUCUUUUUGUGUAGCUGCUCCAAUCUACAGCGCAGAAAUCGCACAAACCAGCAUCAGAGGAGCCUUGGGAAGCUAUUUUCAGUUACUCUUGACCGUUGGAAUUCUCAUAGCAUAUGUUGGUGGUGCUUGGAUGCAUCCAAAGGACCUUGCUAUACUCUCUGCCGUGAUACCCAUUGUUUUUGCAGUAGUCUUUUUCUCUCAACCGGAAACACCUAUCUAUUUAAUGAAGAAGAACCGACCAGAAGAAGCUAAAAAAGCGUUGCAACGAUUACGUGGAAGCUCAUACGAUUGCGAUGCCGAACUGAAAGAAAUACAGCUAAGUUUUGAACAGGGCACAUCAGAAAAAUCGUUUAUGACAGUUUUAAAAACAAAAGCUGCCAUUAAGGCUAGCUUGAUUACAUUUGGCCUGAUGUUUUUCCAGCAAAUGAGCGGUGUGAACGCUGUUAUUUUUUACACUGCAGAUAUAUUUUCAGCUUCUGGUUCAAGUUUGGAACCCGCCAUAGGAACAAUAAUUGUUGGAAUUCUUCAAACGUCAGCAACAUUUGGUUCAUCCUUGAUUGUCGAUAAGUUUGGACGAAAAAUUUUAUUAUUGGUUUCUAUUGGAUUUAUGGCAAUUUCUGAGUUUGUUCUGGGGUUGUUCUUUACGUUUAAAGAUAGAAAUGUUUUAGAUGAGGAUCAGCUUUCUUCCAUUGGAUUUUUACCGAUUAUCUGUUUAGGUAUUUUCAUUGUAAUGUUUUCAGUUGGUUUUGGGCCGAUUCCAUGGAUGAUAUCUGCCGAAUUAAUGCCUGAAGAAAUUAAAUCCACUAUGGUUUCAGCGGCAGCUACUUUUAAUUGGUUUUUGGCCUUCAUAGUGACCAAAUUUUAUGGAAAUUUAAAGACAAGUAUUGGAGGAGAUGUAACAUUUUAUAUUUUCUCUGGUGUAUGUAUUGCCGGCGUGGUUUUCGUCAUGUUUUGCGUUCCAGAGACCAAAGGCAAGUCUGUUGCCGAAGUCCAGGCUCUUCUUAAUGGUGAUAAGACGACCCCGAUAAACGAAAAAGAGGGUAUUGAUAAUCCUACAUUCGAUAAAAACUAG